Messenger RNA from Penicillium cosmopolitanum, 1125 nucleotides. RefSeq lists its product as uncharacterized. The transcript is spliced from 5 exons. Lineage: Eukaryota; Fungi; Ascomycota; Eurotiomycetes; Eurotiales; Aspergillaceae. Bases 1 to 1125 code for a protein of 374 amino acids. The record is from RefSeq and is a predicted model, not a curated record.
AUGCAGCUUCCCCCCGCUGCCGUCCUGGCGACAUGGACGCCGAACUACGUUAACCCAACCACACGCGGCCAUGGGGCCAUGAUAAUCAACGUCGUAUUCAUUAUUCUCGCUAUAAUCGUUGUUGGACUCCGCCUUUACACCCGUCUGCGCAUUACUUGCAGCACUGGUGUGGAUGACAUCCUCAUUGUGAUCGCUCUCCUCUUCGCCGUCGCCAUGGUCGUGGUUACUUCGUACGCUACAGAAGUAUGGGGCGCUGGAAAGGGAAGCAAUAAGGUUUUCAACUGGGCUUUCAUCGGCUCAAUGGUUUUUGUUGGAACUACCUGCACUCUCUUUACCUUUUUCAGUAUCUUCCAAUGCUCACCUGUCAAGGCUUAUUGGAACGUCGAACCUCAAUAUAAACACAAAUGCAUGAACAGCGGUGAUAUUCUCUUUGCUGCCAGCGUCAUCAAUAUUUUUACCGACUUCCUGGUGACCGCUCUGCCAAUGCCGCUCAUCUGGAGUCUGAAGCUGCCUGCUCGUCAACGUCUUGCCGUCAUUUCCAUUUUCGGAGUUGGAAUUAUUGUCAACAUAGCUGGGUCUUUCCGGACAUAUUUUGUUUGGCAGGCAUUUGUUGUCGGCUACGAUACGACCUGGAUGGGAUGGCCUGUACUCAUUUCAGCCGCUAUUGAAAUCAACCUAGGCUUGAUCUGCUCCUCCGCCCCCGCCUUACGGCCACUCAUUGCAGCUGUGCUGCCUCGUCUCUUGCAAUCCACCCGCAAUGUCGGCUACUCUUACAACCAACGCAGUCGUUCACAAAAGCUUUGGAAUUCGACCAGCCGCUCUCGUAACUCGCACAUGGUUGUUGGUCACGCUCUCGACUCACGUCAAGCCGAUUACGAAAGUGACCGAUUCGAAAUUAUGCGAACUGUGGAGAUGGAGAGCUGGACCGAGUCCAGACUCGCUCAUCACAAUAAUAUGGGCCAUGCAUAUGAUAUCUCAACCGAGAAUACUCGCACUGGCUCUCCCGACCAUGGGAUUGAAUUGAAGCAGACUGCCACGGUCUACUCAUCUGCCGCCAGCGAUAAAUCCUCUGGCUCAUUACCUCGGACGGCCGUCUCGCCGUUCGAGGAACGAUACCCUCACUGA